Molecule: messenger RNA, 696 nt
Organism: Desarmillaria tabescens
Lineage: Eukaryota; Fungi; Basidiomycota; Agaricomycetes; Agaricales; Physalacriaceae
Product: FAR-17a/AIG1-like protein
Exons: 5
Coding region: 1-696 (231 amino acids)
Cellular component (GO): membrane; endomembrane system
Source: RefSeq, a predicted model, not a curated record
AUGACGUUCUCCCUGUGGCCAGUACUAUUGCACUGUUCAGCUGCAGGCGUCAUGGUCUGGGCCUUCAAUUGGUUAAAUCAAUCAUUCCCAUUGGGUGCUCUCGCAUCAAAGCAAUAUGGUUGGCACUAUCCUGCCCUGACCGUCCUGGGGCUUCAUAUCGCAUUUCUGGCCAUGAUCGUAGGGCUACUUGUGGACUUCGCGCCUUCAUUCAAAGGACGCGUCAGCUUGAGUACUAAUCCGGCAACUGUUUCUCAAGCCUUGAGGACACUCAAGCGUGCGUUAAUCAUGGUUGCCAUGCCGGUUGAAGCCGUGAUAGCUUCGAUCUACUGGACAUUGAUCACGUUUUUCCCAAGUCUCAUAAAGAUCAGUGCUACUGUAGAUGGCACGCCCGUACCGUUUCUCCCGUUAUCCAUCGAUCUUUCCUUGCAUGCGAUUCCAGGCAUCGCUCUCGUUGCCGAUUUUCUUUUGCUGGAGAAGAAAUAUUCUCAACGUACCGUCGCGCGAUACUCAAUUCCUACUAUGGUAGCGUGUACUGUGUCAUAUGGCGCUUGGGUAGAAUGGUGUGCUCAUAUUAAUGGCUAUUUCACUUACCCUUUCCUCACAAACAACCCUUUUCCGAUACGGCUGUGUAUAUAUGCUGGCGGUGCUACUGUCGGAUAUUUAUCCUUCAGAAUACUUAAUGCCAUCCAUUCUUAG